AUGGUCAAGGCUAAAAUCAACUUUAAAUAUUGCGUUAUAUUCCCUGGCCUGGGCGAGACGGUGCCCAAUGGUUACGAGCUUUUAGAAUUAACACCAUCUGGUUUACCAGCGGAUGUGAACCAUGGAUCAGUGCGGUCGCCGGAAUGUUACCUUUGCAUACGCCGCGGGAGAGAUCGAGCGCCACUCGUCGAUAUCGGUGUCAUGUACGACGGCAAAGAGCGUCUCAUGGCUGAUGCUGAGAUGGUUCUUGUCUCCGUCGGCGGUCGUCUCGCCAACGUUAACAACUCUACCGCCAAAACCUUCAUCACGUACAGACGAGCGCAUUCAGGAGCUCCUUGCAAUGCUCUUGUCGUUGUCGAUGUCUGUGUGAUAAUCACGAAUAAAGGAGAGUGCCCACCCCAUGCGUUUUGUAUGAUACCUAAGAAUUUGAAUAAGGGUCUCGUAGGCAGCAGUGUAUUUUUAUGUUACAAAAAGUCAAUGAACCGUCCUCCACUAAUUGCUUACAAACCCGAAGUGUUAUUCAGAUAUCCCACAACAGAACGAAGAAAUCUAUUGUUUCCAACAUCAGUGCCUUUGUUUUGUUUGCCAAUGGGAGCCACGCUUGAACUCUGGCCUAACAAUGCGGCUACACCUAAACCCGUAUUUUCUACAUUUGUACUCACUGUUGCUGAUGCCACUUAUAAGGUGUAUGGCUCAGCAGUAACUUUCUACGAGAACUACCCCCACUCUCGCCUCACAGAGUAUCAAAUGGAGCACCUCGGGUGGCGCGAGGGCGUCUCACAAGCGACGCACUCAGUGCAUGCAAUCAAAUGUAUUUGUUUGUUGUCAAGAUGGCCGUUUAGUGAUACUUUUGAAAAAUGGCUAUUGUAUAUACUGGAAAUGUCUUGGAGUCAAGAACCUUUAAAUAUUCCUGUUGAAAGGUAUAUCACACAUUUAAUAGAAGAAGUACCCUUUCCUGAACCAAGAAUACUACUACAACUAUCACCAACAAAUCAACACGACCGGGUGAUACUAACGCGGCGUGAUGACCAACCUUUGGUGCGAAGCGGGGCCAGCUUUAGACAACUCUUAUUAAAUUUAGGGCAGGACAACUGUCUCCUGGUUCUCGCGCUCGCUAUCACCGAACAAAAAAUUUUAAUACACUCGCUAAGACCUGAUACUUUAACAGCUGUCUCAGAAGCUGUAUCAACACUACUGUUCCCAUUCAAAUGGCAGUGUCCCUACAUACCACUGUGCCCUCUAGGUUUAGCUGAAGUAUUACAUGCUCCAUUGCCAUACCUCAUCGGCGUAGAUUCAAGAUUUUUUGAUUUGUACGAACCCCCACCGGACGUGACGUGUGUCGAUUUAGAUACCAAUAAUAUAACGAUAUGUGAAUCACAACAACAUAUUUCGUUAAAACUAUUACCGAAACGGCAAGCGAGAAUACUACGACACACGCUAGAAGUUUUAUACGCAAGCAUCAGGCCAGCCUCACCAGUUCAUCAAUCUAGUGAAAGUAAAUACAAUGGAGAACCAACAACAAGCUUAGAUAGAGAUUUUCAAAAAAGGAAAAAUGAGCAAGCACUUGAGCUUAAAAUUCAAGAAGCUUUCCUAAAGUUCAUGGCAGUGACGUUACAAGGCUAUCGAGACCACCUUAUUCCUAUAACGAGAGCUCCCACUGUUGGUACCACCGACCCGCACGCUUUGUUUCAAAUGGAUGCCUUUCUGAAAUCUAGAGAUAAGACGCAACAACGUUUCUUUAGCCUAAUGAUGCGAACGCAAAUGUUCACGCGUUUCAUCGAAGAGCGAUCAUUCGUGUACGAGCCAGAUCAAGGGUUAACAUUCUUUGAUGAAUGCAUAGAGAGAGUCGCUGCAGGAGACGACAAACUCUUAAGUAUGGACACGAGUAACGCUUCAGAAAGGACUGCAUUUGUUUUGCCACCGGAUCCACCUGAUCCUGAAGCGACAUACAGUUACGACGUUUUCGAGUUAGACGAGAAGUUGAUGUCGUGUUGCGGCGGGCGCGCCCGCGCCGCGGCGCUGCACGCGCUGCCGCCCGCCGCGCUGCACUCGGCCGAGUCGCUCAACGACGCCGAGCCCAUGGCGCGCCGCACCAAGAACGAGAUAGCCGCCGCCAUGAGAGUAGCCCGCAAAGCGUCUUUAUCUGCAGAGGCGUGGGCGAAGUGUCUACUAGGUGCUUGCUACUCGCUGUAUUUUCUAUCGUUACCGUGUCGAAUGAUAUUGAACCGAGGCAGAGAACAUGCGACGCUGCGGGCUGCGUUUGAACUGUUAGAGCGAGCUACUAAACUCAAAGUGCCUUGUGAUGAGGUGUGUUACCGUGUCAUGAUGCAGCUUUGCGGUAAUCAUUCUUUACCCGUAUUGGCCGUACAACUUCUAUUUUUGAUGAAGAGAGCCGGUCUACUACCAAAUGCUCUCACUUACGGAUAUUACAACCGCUGUGUCCUAGAAGCUACGUGGCCUAAGGAUAUGCCUAGUGGAGCACAACUUCUAUGGAAUAAGCUUCGUAUCGCGGUAGUGGGCGCGGCAUUGUUCCGCAAGGCGGGCGCGCAGAGAGCCAGCAGGGCCGCGGGCGCCACGCUUAACUCUGUCUCGGCCGGCAGCAGCAGCACGUUGCCACGGGUUCGUUCUGCGGCGGCGGUCGGCGAGGGCGGCGAGGGGGGCGAGUUGGCCAACCUCGCUGGGCUCGCCACCUGCGAACCCGCCCACAGCAGGACCAGCCUCGACUCCGGCAGCUGUCGCUCUGCGGAGGCGCGGCGCGGCGCGUUCGAGGCGCUGGUGCGGCGCGGACACAUCGUGCGCGCCACGCCGCACUCGCACGCGCACACACACGCGCACGCGCUCUGCGCCACCGCCGGGAUACUCAUCUCUGGUGUACCGUCAAAUCCUGAUUUAAGUCAAUCAUCAAGACCGAGAAGUAAUUCUCUAUGUAACGACGAUUCCAGCGCUCCCAUUACGAUACCAGAAAAGAUACAGCCUAUACAUGUAAGUCCUGACAGUCCAUCGGAUCUUCGUAUAUUAACACGAUCAGAGAGUUUUGCCGGAGAUGCGCAGAUAGUUCAAAAUAUUCAGAGGCUUACAUUUUCCAAUGCGGGUACACCGACAUCGAAAUCAAGAUGUUCAAGAGCGUUGAGUUUCCCCGAAGAGUCUGAAAUAGAAACCACAUCGGCAGAGAAACCAGACGCGAAUAAGGCUUCACCGCUCAAAGUAUCAGCUCGUACACCAGUACUGAGCGACGAUCCUCUCGGUGCGUUAAGUCAACCGGAGCCGAGUGAAGCUCCUUCCCCUCGGCCGCAGCCCGCAGACGACGAGCCGCCGCUGCCGAAGCACGAGCUGAGUGUCAGCCCCAAGUUGUUCCACCGCCGCAGCAAUAGCUUCCAGGACGAACCACCGGAAUACACAGGGAAACUACACAGAAGUGAGACGGCGCCCGCAGGCACUGUGUCCUCCAGUCUCGUGAGCCUCGGGAACACCCUUAAAAUAAGCUUUGGACGCUAUUCGCCCGCCAGACUGUCGUUGCGCAAGGAAAACAUGAAACUUGGAAAGGCAAUGAUCGAGAAUUACUUCAGUCCAACAAGUAUAGCGGGAAAAAGGUCGAAUGAACUUCUACAAAGUGGUCUUAGCAGUUUAAAGUCAGCUGCUACGAGUAUGGCGAAGAAGUUCGAUGAAAUGAAGGAGGUCAUUUCGGCCAAUUCGACGCCUGUGAAGGGUGCGUUCGGCAAUGCGACCAGUGCAUUCAACAGCUUUAUUGGAGAAGAAGACUCUACUGAUGGAUCAUCAGAAAUGAAUCCAGAAGAGUGGGUGGCCGGUGUAGGAUUCAGACGAGCUUCUAGUGAUGCAGAUCUAGCCUGUGCUAUGGAACGCGGCUCUCUCGCUACCCUAGUGUCUCACCUACCCGACAACUUGUAUCCUGUGCAAAAUGACAACGCCAGCACCGAGAACUACUCAGUGACGGUCCGCAUGUCGUCGUGCUCCCAGUGCCAUCAAUGUCUAGCGUUACUGUACGACGAAGAUAUAAUGGCGGGGUGGGCGGCGGACGACUCGAACCUCAACACGCGCUGCAUCGCGUGCGGACGACACACUGUUCCCCUGCUCUCAGUGCAGGUACUUCGUCCCGAGAAACCGGCUGAAACAUUGAGUGUGCCUUAUUUAAACCCUCUUGUGUUAAGGAAAGAAUUCGAAUCUAUAUUAGGUAUAGAAGGAGACGCGUGUUUGGCAGAUUCUGGCUUUGUUGAAUCACACCCUAUCGUGUACUGGAACUUGGUGUGGUUCCUAGAACGAGCUAAUAUAGAAAAUCAUCUCCCAGAUCUACUGUGUCCAGAUUUCCAGGCCAAAUAUCUGAGUACGGAUAUGUUACAAGACACUGAGAGAACAGGUGGUUGUCGUGUAAUAUGCGCGUGGGAAUGGUCGAGUAGUGAACCUGGCGAGGCGGGUGUGACGCUGCAGCAGGCGUGGCGACAGCGACGUCGCCAACAACGCUCGCGGGCGCUUCAGGCGUUGUUGCUCACCGAGGACGACGCUUAUACCGCUCGCACUAUUGCACUGGCGGUCCUCAACGGUUUGCUGAGCAACGACCUGACAGACCCUCUUCGCAAACUCGCAACGUGGAGAGAAAAUACAUCGAAUAACAAACGAUACCAUUCCUUUUAUAGAGAUAUCCUGUUCCUCGCGAUGGCGGCCCUGGGCGAGCACAACAUCGACCUGACAGCCCUCCAGCGCGAGUACAGCCGCGCGCUGGAGCAGCUCGGCGGCGAGGCGCGGCCGCAGGACCUGCCGCCCUCCAACACCGCCGUGUGCUGCCGACAUUAUUUCAAACGACUCCGACUUCUCGUCGACGAAUAA
Messenger RNA from Arctia plantaginis, 4839 nucleotides. The record is from the annotation of a GenBank genome assembly. Lineage: Eukaryota; Metazoa; Arthropoda; Insecta; Lepidoptera; Erebidae.